GGCUGGGCUGGGCUGGGCGUUGCGCGCUUCGCCCUCCUCGUCGCCCCCUCGGACCAUCCCGGGCGGGCAGAGCCUCUCGCCGCGCGAUGCACCGGGCAAGGCAGGACGAGGUGGAGCUGGAGAAAAGUGUUCGUCGACUGCGAGAGAAAUUUUAUGGGAAGGUGAGCAUCAAAACAGCUACGGUGCUGAUGAGGCAGUUCUGCAACAAUCAUGAGCUCGCUUGUAGUCGCAUCAUUCUCUGCAAAAAUGAGCUGGAAGAUACGGACCCAGAAGAUGGAGAGAGCCUCGAUGAUGAUCCUGUGGCUUUGAGAGUGGUGGAUAAACUGGAACAAGAAGAGGAGCAGAAGAAACAGAAACGAAAUGACAAGAGUGAUGAGAAAAUAAAGGAGGUUGCUCAGCAGCUGAAGUGCUUGCCUCUGACGCAGAAGAACCUGCGCAUGUUUGACAAUGCCGAAAAGAACCGCAUCCCGCCUGAAGACCGUCAGUUUUCCUGCCAGCCCUGUGACAGUAUGUGGUGGCGUCGAGUCCCAAAGAGGAAACAGGUGUCCCGUUGUCACCUGUGUGGGAACAAGUAUGACCCAGUGCCUGAAGACAAAAUGUGGGGUACAGCAGAGUUCACUUGCCCCUCGUGUGGACGUACCUUCAGUGGUUCGGCCCAGAUGGGGACCCCGUCUCCCUGCUACAGUUGCCACAGCCCUGUUCUCCCGAGUUUUAUCAUCCCACCUCGCAAGAAGCUGGGACCAAGAAGCAGACAGCAGCAUUCGUGUUUUGCAGAGGAUUGCUACAACCGAAGAGAGCCCCAUAUACCAGGAACUCACUGUGUGCAUCCCCAAAGCCGCGUCAAGAACAGCUUGCCCAAAGUCAUCUACCCCAGCCAAGAGCAUGAUAGUACUGGCUCCACGGUGGCCACCUGCUUAAGUCAAGGCAGCUUGGCAUUCUGCGACAUCAAUGAGCUCAUCCUGGAAGACCUGAAGGAAGAGGAGGCUGGCGAGAGCAGCAAUUAACCCCCUGGAUGUCUGGAGCGGGAAUGGAUGGGAGAUGAAUGCCAGGUUGCAAACUAGUGAGCAUGGCUGGGAAGGGGGUCUUUUUUCUUCUUCAAGCUGAACAGUUCUAAUGAUGCACAUGAAUUCCCCAUUUAUCAUUUCUGGGCUUCUCUUUGGCUCUGCACUUUGUCUUAUCUUCUCAGUGUGGCUUUUCUUUGCUUUGGUUGUCAGUCUUAUUUCUUUUCUGGAGAGCUCAUCUUCUAGAUGUAUCUUAGCCAUAGAUUUAAACUGGUUUUAAUAGUCAUUUUCUCUCCUCAAUUCUCACCACCCUGACCCACUACAAUUCCUAGGAUCCUUUGGGGAAACUAGUAAAGAAGGCUAGUACUGUGUGGAUGUGUUCCAUCUUAUGUCCAAUCAGCCCUCCUUGACAUCUCCCAUUGGAGCCAGUUGUCUGUGGAACUUGACGAUGUCCUAACUUCCAGUGGUUAAACUGACCUUAAAAGAACUAAGAGGCUUUUCAAAGAUAACACUUCUGUCCUGUUCAUCAUGAUCUUUUACCAGCUCUUUGAACUUUCAUAUGCAGUUGGCAUGAGAGGAUCAUGUUUGUGUGUUCUGGUGGGAAAACUACUACUGGUCUUGUCAGUAGUUUCCAUUAGCUCAGAGGUGGUUAACCUGUAGCACUAUUGUCCCAUCAGCUCCAGCAACAUUGAAAAUAACCAUGGCUGAUGGGAGUUGUAGUUCAGCAGUGGCUCAGAAUGAGGUCCCCAUUCCUGUAUCAGGUGGAGUCAUGAUUAGAAAGAAUGCGUGCUGCUUCAAGCUCUAGCAAAACUCUCCAAACCCAGCAAGACAUGGAGGAGGCCAAGUUUCUUUUUAUCGUGUUGCUAAAGCUUUAGGAACUAAAGUGUAGGUGGGGGCACAACAAUAGAUUUGGAUGGCACUCCUAUCUUUGGUAUGGUAAGGCAAAAGUGCAUAAAGGGUUUACAAAUCAUGUGAUAAGGGGUGCUCUAUUUGAAGUCUGGGACAGAUACAAGGAUUUGUUGGAAAGGAAAACACCGUGGUGGGUGUCACCAAUUGAUAUGUUAACAGUUAAAAAACUGAACAUAGAAGGGAGAGGGGCCACCUAUGAGGAGAUUCUGAUGAAAGCCGAAAAAGGUUGGAAAUUGAAGCCUUAUGAUUGUAUUGCUGGAAAAUUGACAGGAUGGUUGCAAUACCAUCAAGUCAAUGAUGUUUUUAAAGAGGACAAAAAAUUAGGAUUUGAAGACAAAAAAUCGAAAUUUCAAAUAGACAUUAUAGAAAGUAAGUCUAAACUACUUUCAAAAAUGUAUAAUCUCCUAUUAGAAUGGAAUACAAAAGACGAACUUAUAAAAGAGGCUAUGAUAAAAUGGGCUAUUGAUCUAGGACACAACAUAGACUAUGAUGUAUGGGCCAAACUCUGGAAUGAGAGUAUAAAAUUCACCACUUGUUCUGCCUUAAAAGAGAAUGUUAUGAAGAUGGUCUAUCAUUGGUAUCUUAUUCCCACCAAAUUGGCAAAAAUGUACAGAACUAGUAGUAAAACUUGCUGGAAAUGCAAGGAAAAGGAUGGCGACUUCUUUCAUAUGUGGUGGUCAUGUAAUAAAUUAAAAGAGUUCUGGGAAUCGAUUUAUAACGAGUUAAAAAAGAUGUUUAAGUAUAGUUUUCCCAAAAAGCCGGAAGAAUUUUUGCUAGGUUUGGUGGGAGAAGGGAUUAAAAAGAUAGAUCAAAGAUUAUAUUUAUAUGCAACAACUGCAGCCAGAGUUCUGAUAGCUCAAAAGUGGAAGCAACAGGAGAUGCCGACAAUAGGAGAAUGGCAGAUAAAGCUGGUUGAAUACCCUGAGAUGGCUAAAUUGACACACAGAAUUCGCAAUCAGGAGGAGACAAAGUACCAAAAAGAAUGGUGUAAAAUUUUGAUCUAUAUGAGAACUCUACAAAUUUGAAAACUUUGGCAGGAUUGAAGUAAAUCUUAUGUCAUGUUGUAAUAUCUAAUCAAAGAAACUGUGAACUAUAGAAUAGAAUAGGAAAACUGAUAGGAAAACUGAUAGAAUAGGAAGGACGGAAGUCAACAGCUCUACGGAGCAUAAAGUAGGAUAUAUGUAAUAAGAUUUGAUGUUUUACUGGUGUUGGUGGGUGAUCUUAAAUCUCAAUAAAAAUUAUUUAUAUAAAAGGAACUAAAGUGUAGGUGGCUGAGAUUGAAAAUUUCCAUACUGUACUAGCAAGGUGUCUUUCCUCAGGGAGGUUGCAGAAAGAAUGGGAACAUUGCAGCUUGACCUUUCAAGCAAUGCUCUCUGCCUCCUAGAGCUUGUGCGGCUAGAAAUAAAAAGGGUCAGGGAUGGAGAAGUUGGAGGAGCCUGGUUGGGGUAGCUGUGCUCUGUUAACAGUCCUGUUCAGAGAACCCAGUUCCCUUCCCAUUGAGCAUGUAGAAAAGGCAGUUUUAUGCAAAUCUUUCUUAAUUGUUAUAAAAACUGUAUUGUUGUAAACCACUUUGGGAAACCUUUUUAGGGCUGAAAGGCAAUAUAGCAAUGUUUUAUCAAAUAAGGUAAUCUGUGCAGGAUUUGUGAUAUUAGCAUUGAUCUUGGAAAAACAAAUCAGUACAGGGUGCUGUAUCUUAAUCUCCAAUUUGAAAGGUUUCAGAUCUAUCUACAACACUCUGUCUCAUGUUUAUGGGCAAAUGUUUUCUACCAUGUAUGUAGAUAUUAUUUCUUGCCCUGGUGCAUUAUAAAAGUGGGUGCAAUUAAAAUUAUGUUUUCUCCCCCA
Molecule: messenger RNA, 3752 nt
Organism: Podarcis muralis (Common wall lizard)
Lineage: Eukaryota; Metazoa; Chordata; Lepidosauria; Squamata; Lacertidae
Gene: SHFL
Product: shiftless antiviral inhibitor of ribosomal frameshifting
Biological process (GO): innate immune response; viral translational frameshifting
Molecular function (GO): ribosome binding; sequence-specific mRNA binding
Source: RefSeq, a predicted model, not a curated record